AGAUGCCCUUCGUCAAGAAAAUCAAGUCGGGCCCGUACUUCUCGCGCUUCCAGGUCAAGUACCGCCGCCGGAGAGAGGGCAGGACCGACUACUACGCACGCAAGAGGCUGAUCACCCAGGCCAAGAACAAGUACAACGCCCCAAAGUAUCGCCUGGUCGUCCGCUUCACAAAUAAGCAGAUUAUUGUUCAGAUCGUCUACGCCCGCAUCCAGGGUGAUUUUGUCCUCACCCAAGCUCACUCGCGUGAGCUCCCCCGCUAUGGCAUUAACCACGGCCUCACCAACUGGGCUGCCGCCUACGCGACUGGUCUCCUCUGCGCUCGCCGUGCCUUAACCAAGCUUGGCCUUGCAGACAAAUACGAGGGCCAGACGGAACCCGACGGCACCCUUACCUUGACUGGGGAGCUUGAUGACGAGGAUGCUCCACGGCCAUUCAAGUGUUACCUCGACGUCGGUCUCAAGCGCACAUCGACCGGUUCGCGUGUGUUCGGUGCCCUCAAGGGAGCGUCUGACGGUGGUCUCUACAUCCCCCACAACGAGAAGCGCUUCCCCGGCUACGACACAGAGUCCAAGGAGCUCGACGCUGAGGUCCUGAAGAAGUACAUCUUCGGUGGCCACGUCUCUGAGUACAUGGAGUCUCUUGAGGAGGAGGAUGACGAACGCUUCAAGAAGCAGUUCUCGACCUACCUUGCCGACGGCAUUGGCUCCGAUGACAUCGAGGAGAUGUACACCAACGCCUAUGCGGCCAUCCGUGAAGACCCAGUUUUCAAGCCGACCGAGAAGACAAAGGAUUGGAAAGAGGAGAGCCUUAAGUACAAGGUCAACCACCUUACCCACGCCGAGCGCAAGGCCCGUAUACAGGCGAAGAUCGAGGCCUUCCAGGCUAGUGGUGGUGCCGCUGAGGAGGAGAAAGAGGAGGACGAGGAUGAGGACGAGGAGUAGAUGCUCCAUGUCAUCACCUACUUCUCUUAUCAUGUGGUUUGGUGCUAUUCGUAUCCGUCUCUUGCUUUGCAUUAUCUCGUAAAUCAAAACACGGGCUAUGUUCAUGCCAUGCAUACCACCAACGAUUGCUUCGGCACCCAGUUUCAGGGCGAUCAUAGCACAGCCAUCGCCGAUAUCCUCCUGAUGUGAUAGUGGAAUACGGGGCCCGCUACACAACUACUUUGCCCGCCUUGUGUAAUCUUGGUAACGAUUUCACUAUGAAAUCCCGUUGGCUACUCGCCAUCGACUCGAGCCUAGGGUCCAUGAAGAUGCCUGGGUAGGGAAUUUCCAUCGUGAAUCUAACCGAUCUUAACGCGCGGAACGACAGCAACAGCUCCUCAAGCUGCGCCCAAUUCACUAGAUCUGCCCAGUACUUGACGAAUUCUCCGUCAUAGUCGAUACCGAA
Messenger RNA from Phanerochaete carnosa HHB-10118-sp, 1386 nucleotides. RefSeq lists its product as uncharacterized. The annotation marks the transcript as partial. Gene Ontology annotation, biological process: translation; ribosomal large subunit assembly. The transcript has 5 exons. Gene Ontology annotation, molecular function: 5S rRNA binding; structural constituent of ribosome. Lineage: Eukaryota; Fungi; Basidiomycota; Agaricomycetes; Polyporales; Phanerochaetaceae. Gene Ontology annotation, cellular component: cytosolic large ribosomal subunit; ribosome. The record is from RefSeq and is a predicted model, not a curated record.